This is a messenger RNA of Ficedula albicollis (Collared flycatcher), 3297 nucleotides long. RefSeq names its product NME/NM23 family member 5 (gene NME5). The record is from RefSeq and is a predicted model, not a curated record. Bases 1075 to 1701 code for a protein of 208 amino acids. The transcript is spliced from 6 exons. NCBI's taxonomy places the organism in Eukaryota, Metazoa, Chordata, Aves, Passeriformes, Muscicapidae. Gene Ontology annotation, biological process: negative regulation of oxidative stress-induced intrinsic apoptotic signaling pathway; UTP biosynthetic process; CTP biosynthetic process. Gene Ontology annotation, molecular function: nucleoside diphosphate kinase activity.
GUUUUUGCAGCCAGCGGGGUCUGCGUGUCUCUGUCUGGUCCAGGGCGGGUGGAGAGAGCCGUAGCUGGGAGCCUGGGACGCGGCGGGCAGUGGGCGAGGGAAGGGCUGCAGGUGCCAUUGUGUGUAGGUCUCUGAGGCUCUCUCAGGAUCCCCCGAGCAUCCUGCGCUCGCAAUUCUCUCUGAGAGGUUGAGAGAGCAGAGGGUGUUCAGCCUGAAGAAGAGGAGGUUCCAUGGAGAUUUUCGACCCCCUCCCAGUGUCUAAGGGGGCUACAAAAGAGCUGGAGAGGGACUUGGUCAAGGACAGGGAGAGGUAGGAGAAGCGGGAAUGGCUUCCCACUGACAGAGUAUGGGUUAGAUGGAAUACUGGGAAACAGUUCUUGGUUGUGGGGGUUGUGAGGCCCUGGCACAGGUUGUCCAGUGAGGCUGUAGCUGCUGCACCCCUGGAAGUGCGUUCAAGGCCAGGUUGGACGGGGUUUGGAGCAACCUUGGAUAGUGGAAGGUGUCCCUGCCCAUGGCAGGCUGGAACUGCAGGGUCUUUAGGGUUGCUUCCGACCCAAACCAUUCUGUGAUGAAAAGAAGGUUACAAAUGGAUACAGGUCUAUAGGAAACCCCCUUAGUGGUUCCACUGCUCACAACACAAUUCUGUGCUCUCAGCUUGCCAGUGCAGCUGCUCAGUCAGAAACCCGACACUUUGUCUGGAGCCCAUAAAUACAGGAAUUAAAUAACCAUUGAGAAAUUACCCUGAGGCUUACGGUGGACCAGCUCCAAGCCGUUAGUCCCACACCACAGUCCUCAUGUGUGAGGAUACAGAUUUGGGGUUUGAAGGAGCCCGUGGUGGAUGGAGGGUGUGGGAGCACAGGGAGCCCGCAUCAGGGUGUGUGAUAAUGCCUUUCUUUCCUCAUACAUUGUCCAGCUUAGUGAAUAACAACAUUAAAUUUUGGCCUUAUUUUCCACAAAAUGCCACUGCACUGAAAAUGGGAAUGUGAACUACAGGGUGCUAACAAGCACAGAGAACAUCUCACAUGGAUUUUGUGAGUACAAAAGGGGCCAGUGAAUUCUAAUUUAGAAGCCAGGAUGGAGGUCUUAAUGCCUGAACCUCAGAUUUAUGUGGAAAGAACUCUGGCUAUCAUCAAACCAGAUGUUGUUGAUAAAGAAGAAGAAAUAGAGGAUCUCAUUCUCCGAUCAGGAUUCCACAUCAUUCAGAAACGGAAGCUCCAGUUAAGCCCGGAGCAAUGUAGCAACUUCUACGCAGAACAAUUUGGAAAAGUGUUUUUUCCUAAUUUAACAGCCUAUAUGAGUUCUGGUCCUAUAGUUGCUAUGGUUCUUGCUAGAAAUUGUGCAGUCUCAUACUGGAAGGAAUUGCUUGGACCGUCCAACAGCCUAAGAGCUAGGAUAACUCACCCUCACAGCUUAAGAGCACUCUAUGGGACUGAUGAGCUGAGGAAUGGGCUCCACGGCAGUCUCAGCAUCUCCUCAGCAGAGAAAGAAAUUCGAUUCAUAUUUCCAGAAGCAAUCUUGGAGCCGGUUCCCACUGGACAAAGAGCUCGGGAUUACCUGAACCUGUAUGUGAAGCCCACGCUGCUGGCGGGGCUCACGGCCCUGUGCAAAGAGAAGCCAGCAGACCCCAUGAUUUGGCUUGCUGACUGGCUGAUUGAACACAAUCCUAACAAACCUAAACUACAGUAUCGCGUCUCUCAGUAAGAGCAUCGGCGGUGAGAGCUGGGUGGAAGCCAUCUCACACAUUUGAGUUACAGCUGUGUGUUGUCAUUUGCCAUGUGUGCUUUGACUGUAUAACCAGUACUACCUGAAGUAAAUGCAUUUGUCAUACUUGUGUCCUCAUGGGAUAAAUAACCUUACACUUAACCAGGAUGCAGUGGUUCUAGGACCUUCUCUACUAAGUCAAUGUAAAAUUACACAAUAAAUUUAUGGCAUUGGGUGAUUUGAAAAAGACAAUGUUCUCAGUGUGUGUGACUUACUGCUACUGUCCACAUUUUACUUGGUUUGGCUGUGAGCAGUGUGGAUUCCCAAAUGGCAUCCAUCUGGCCUAUGCUUUGCAAAGCCAAGGGUUGUGUUUCAGCAAUUUUUAGCAUAAAUUCAGUUAUGAAGGGAGGUACUUGGAUAUAAUGUAGAAAACAGUUACUGGAGGCAUAUUUGGAACUUUGGAAUUUUAAUUACUAAUUACAUCACCCAGCUAAGGUUGUUUUUGAAGACUGUUCACUUAAGUCUGAUGUAUUUUGUCAGAAUGUAAUUUGAAGGACUUAUUUGAAGGUACAUUCAAUGCACCUUUUCCAUCUUGGUGGCAAAAGGCUCAGUGACUAUAACAAGAAGAUGUAUUUUAGUCAAGGACUAAGGUUGUCUUCCAACAUUUGUUUGCAAUAAAGGUGCUUAAUUGGAACAGCUUACCUUAAGUGUGUUUACUGUGUUCUCCUGCUCCUAAAGGUAUGCAAAUUUGUGUCAUUUUCCUCAAACUUUCAUGUGUUCUGUUGAAGAAUUUCACAACGGUGCUCUUCCACAGGCAAUGGGUUAAUCCCACGCUAUUGCCUUCAAUGAAGUAACUAAGCUGUUUUUUUGGGAUGUGGGCCUUUUUCAUUUUCUUCAAAGAGCUUUACUUAUGCUGUUAACUUCAAGCUUUGUAUCUUAUGGUUUGACUGGCUAUAAUGGAGAAAACAGUGUAAUUUUCAUAACUCUGAAUAAGAGUAUGCUUGACUAAUACUAAACAAACAAGCAAUUUCAUAAUUUGUUUCAUGAAAAAACUUGCUUCCCCAAUUGGAGUAAUUAUGAGAAACAUAAGUCAUUUGUCUGUAACAUCAAACUUUAAGUGAAUUGUUUAUCCUCUCAGUGGAACAAACCACUAUUGCCAGCCUAGAUAAUAAACAGAAACUGGUCCCUACAGUACCAAGACCUAAAAAUCUUGUGACUGCUAAGAUAAGGAAAAAAAGAAAGCACAAACCCUCAAAUAAUGAAGAAUAAAAGUUUGAGGUGGUUAGAAAUACAGUAAACAGAUCUGUUUACAGCCAUCUUAUUUUGCCUAUAAUUACUGUACCCAUAUGUGGCUGAUUGCUCCAAUUACAGGACAGUUGUUCUUUGUGGUGUCCUGUCAGCCAAAUAAAAAAAUGUGUUUUCAGAAGAUGCCAGCAACUAAAAUCCGGUGCAUUUGUAAGGCAUUCCCCUGUAUUUUGUUACUUAUUAUGAUAUUUGCCUGCUUUUUUUGAUAUGCUGCUGUUUGAGAAUAAAUUUAUGUUCCUGCUGGAAUUUUCAGUUUUGCUUUUGUGCCAGAGCUGUGUUUUUUUGGAUGAG